GAAAGCACGAAGUGGAUUCGGAGCGUUCAAGGUGGACCCAGGGAUUGUUGCGACUUGCAGUUUGGCGGCUCAUCAACUUGCCUAGGGGCUUCUCCUGGGAUAUCUUACCCGUUGUCCACCUGUAUCUUCACUCCUUUGACCGCAAGAUGAACGUGCAGUCUUGUUCGCGGUGCGGCUAUGGGGUCUACCCUGCGGAGAAGAUCAGCUGCAUAGAUCAGAUAUGGCACAAAGCGUGUUUCCACUGCGAAGUCUGCAAGAUGAUACUGUCUGUGAACAACUUUGUGAGUCACCAGAAAAAGCCCUACUGUCACGCCCAUAACCCCAAGAACAACACGUUCACAAGUAUCUAUCAUACUCCAUUACAUCUAAAUACAAGGAAGACUGCAGAGCCCAUCACUGGGGCAGAUGAGCAAGAGGAUGGGGAACGAUUUAAAUCAGUUUUUCACUGGGACCCGAACUCCAAGGAUGGGGCAGCUGCGCCCAACAGGCAACCACUGGUGAAUGAGAGACCCUAUUGGACUGGCUAUGGGGAAGGAAAUACGUGGUUCCCAGGAACUCCACCAGAUCCUGAAAUUGUAAGGAUGAUUGAGACACGGAAGUCUCUCGGUGAGCAGGAGUAUGCCGAAGACUAUGGACAACAAGGGGGGAAGGGGAGCUUUCCAGCCAUGAUCACACCUGCUUAUCAAGGGGCCAAGCAAGCUAGCCAGCUGGCCAGCCAGGUGGCAUACAAGAGAGGGCAUGAUGAGCGCGUCUCCAGGUUCACCCCGGUGGCAGAUACCCCUGAGCUGCUGCGGGCCAAGGCAGGGGCACAGCUUCAGAGUGACGUGAGAUAUGCAGAAGAGUCUGAACAGAGGGGGAAAGGCAGUUUUCCUGCUCUGAUCACACCUGCCUAUCAAAUUGCCAAAAGAGCCAAUGAGCUGGCCAGUGAUGUGCGGUACCACCAGCAAUAUCACAGAGAAAUGAAGGGCGUGGCUGGCCCUGCCAUUGAGGCAGAGGGCAUGUGGACAAAGGAAAACAUAGGCAGGAACAGUCAGGGCUACUCAGAAGAGUGGGGAGAACCCCGGGGAAAGGGCAGCUUCCCGGCCAUGAUAACGCCAGCCUAUCGGAACGCCAAGAAAGCCCACGAGCUCGUGAGCGACAUCAAGUACAGGCAGGACUUCAACAAGAUGAAAGGAGCUGCACACUUCCACUCCCUCCCAGCCCAGGACAACUUGGCUCUGCAGCGCGCGCAGAGUGUGAACAAGCUUGUGAGCGAGGUGGAGUAUAAGAAGGAUCUGGAAAGUAGUAGAGGACACAGUAUAAACUACUGCGAGACGCCUCAAUUUAGGAGUGUGAGCAAGAUCUCAAAAUUCACCAGUGAUAAUAAAUAUAAAGAAAACUACCAGAACCACAUGAGAGGCCACUAUGAAGGAGUUGGUAUGGACAGACGGACUCUCCACGCUAUGAAGGUUGGAAGUCUGGCUAGCAACAUCGCCUAUAAGGCAGAUUACAAACACGACAUCGUUGACUACAACUACCCAGCCACUCUUACGCCUUCUUAUCAAACCACCGUGAAACUGGCUCCCUUGAAGGAUGUCAACUACAGGCAAAGCAUUGACAAGUUGAAGUACAGCUCUGUGAGCAGCACUCCUCAGAUGGUUCAGGCCAAAAUCAACGCCCAACAGCUGAGCCAUGUGAACUACCGCGCCGACUAUGAGAGAAAUAAGCUGAAUUACACGCUCCCGCGGGAUGUGCCUCAGAUGGUAAAGGCCAAAAGCAACGCUGAGCUAUUUAGCGAGGUGAAGUACAAAGAAGGCUGGGAGAAGACCAAGGGGAAAGGAUUUGAGAUGAAGCUGGAUGCUAUGUCCCUGCUGGGUGCCAAAGCCUCGGGGGAGCUUGCCAGCAAUAUUAAAUACAAAGAAGAGUACGAGAAAACAAAAGGCAGAGCCAUGGGAACCACAGACUCCAGGCUUCUGCACUCCCUGCAGGUUGCCAAGAUGAGCAGCGAGGUUGAAUACAAGAAAGGCUUCGAGGAGAGUAAGACCCACUUUCACCUGCCCUUGGACAUGGUGAACAUCAGGCAUGCCAAGAAGGCUCAGGCUCUUGCCAGCGACCUGGACUACAGGAAGAAACUGCACAAGUUCACGGUGCUGCCUGAAGACAUGAAGACCAGUUGGGCCAAGAAAGCCUAUGGGCUCCAGAGUGAGCUGCAGUACAAGGCCGACCUGGCAUGGAUGAAGGGAGUCGGGUGGCUGACUGAGGGGAGUCUCAAUUUGGAGCAAGCCAAGAAGGCUGGUCAGCUGGUCAGCGAGAAAGGCUACAGGCAGAAAGUUGAUGAGCUGAAGUUCACCAGCGUGGCCGACAGCGCCCACCUGGAGCAUGCCAAGAAGAGCCAGGGGCUACAGAGCGAGGUGGCAUACAAGGCAGGAAACGCACAGUCUGUCCAUCAGUACACCAUCAGCCGGGAGGAGCCUGUCUUCCUGCUGGCCCGAGCCAAUGCUGCAAACCUCAGUGAGAAACGGUACAGGAGCAGCUGGGAGAACCAGAAGGCAAAAGGGUUUGAGCUGCGUCUGGACUCCUUGACUUUCCUGGCAGCCAAAGCCAAGCGGGAUCUAGCCAGUGAGGUAAAGUACAAGGAAGAUUAUGAGAAGUCCCGCGGGAAGCUCAUCGGGGCGAAGGAUGCCCAGGGGGACUCGAGAAUGAGCCACUCCCUGCAGAUGUCCAAGCUGCAGAGCGAGCUGGAGUACAGGAAGGGUUUCGAGGAGGCCAAGUCCCAGUGCCACGUCUCCCUGGACAUGGCCCACCUCACACACGCCCGCCAGGCCCAGCACUUGGCCACGGGAGUGGGCUACAAGACGGCAUCGCACCACUUCACCACGUUGCCCACAGACAUGCGGGUGGAAUGGGCCAAGAAGGCAUACGGACUACAGAGUGAGAACCAAUACAGGGCAGAUGCCAAGUGGAUGAAAGGCGCUGGCUGGGUGGCCACCGGGUCGUUGAACGUGGAGCAGGCGAAGAAGGCAGGAGAACUCAUUAGCGAGAGGAAGUACCGUCAGCAUCCCGAUGCUUUGAAGUUCACCAGUAUUAAAGACACUCCGGAGAUGGUCCAGGCCCGAAUUAGCUAUGCCCAAGCCGUGGAUAGAUUGUACAAGGAGCAAGGUGAAAAUAUAAAACACCACUACACGCAGACUGCAGACCUCCCAGAAGUCCUGCUGGCCAAAUUCAAUGCCAUGAAUCUCAGUGAGACGCGGUAUAAGGAGUCCUGGAGCAAACUUCGCGACGGUGGGUAUCGACUGAGGCUGGACGCCAUCCCCUUCCAGGCGGCAAAGGCUUCCGGUGCCAUCAUCAGUGAUUACAAAUACAGAGAGGCCUUCGAGAAAAUGAAAGGCCAGAUGCUGGGCUCCCGGAGUCUGGAAGAUGACCUCAGCCUGGCACACUCGGUGCAUGCCACCUGGCUGCAGAGCGAUGUGAAUUACAAGAAAGGCUUUGAGCCCUCAAAGGCGCAGUUCCAUCUGCCUUUGGACAUGGUAACCCUGGCGCAUGCCAAGAAGGCUCAGGCGCUGGCCAGUGACCAGGACUACAGACACCCCCUCCCCCAGUACACAUCCGUGGCGGAAGACCUGCGGCUGCGCUGUGCCAAGAGAGCUCACAAAUUGCAGAGCGAAAACCUGUACCGGUCGGACCUGAACUUCCUGCGCGGCAUGGGCUGUGUCGUCCCAGGAACGCUGGAGAUCGAGGAGAAAAAGAAAGCGUCUGAACUCAUCAGUGAGAGUAAAUACCGUCAGCAGCCCCACUUGUUCCAGUACACAGCCGUGAUGGACACGCCCAGCCUCCUUCAUGCCAAGUUCAGCAGUCAGAUUACCAAUGAGCGCCUCUAUAAAGCAGCCGGAGAAGAUGCCAGACACCAGUACACCACGACCUUGGGGCUUCCCGAGUUUGACCGAGCGAAGACCAACGCGGCCAAUCUGAGCGAUGCGAAAUACAAGGAGUCUUGGCAUAAUUUCUGUGCUCAAGGCUACAAGCUGACAACAGAAGCACUCCCCUUCCAGGCAGCUCGGGCCUCUGGAGAGAUCGCCAGUGAUUUUCUCUACAGACACGACUUUGUGAAGGAGCGAGGGCAGCUCAUCGGGGCCCGCAGCGUGAAUGAUGACCCCCGGCUCCGGCACUGCAGGCGGAUGGGCCAGCUGCAGAGUGAGCACCAGUACCGGAGGGAGGCGGCUGGCACGCAGGCCCAGUGCCACCUGCCCAAAGACAUGGUGAACCUGGUCCAUGCUCAGAAGGCUCAGGCCCUUGCCAGCGACUAUGACUACAGGACGCGGUGCCACGAGUUCACGGCGCUGCCCGAAGACCUGAAGCUGGCCUGCGCCAAGAAAGCCCACGCCCUGCAGAGUGAGUUUCGCUACAAAUCCGACCUGAUGGGCAUGAAGGGGGCAGGCUGGUUAGCACUGAAUUCCCCGCAGAUGGAGAGCGCAAAGAAGGCCGGAGAACUCAUCAGCGAGACCACGUACCGUAAGAAGCCAGACAGCAUCAAGUUCACUGCGGUGGUCGACUCCCCAGACCUGGUGCACGCCAAGAGCAGCUAUAGGCACUGCAAUGAGCGUCUGUACAGGUCAGGGGAUGCCGAGUCCCUGCACAGGUACACCCUGAUCCCCGACCACCCCGACUUCACCCGGGCUCGCCUGAACGCGCUUCACCUGAGUGACAAAGUCUACAGACACUCAUGGGAGCAGACCCGGGCCGGCGGCUACGACUUCAGACUGGAUGCCAUUCCAUUCCAGACAGCUCGUGCAUCUAGAGAGAUUGCCAGUGACUUCCGGUAUAAGGAGGCCUUCCUGCGGGCCCGGGGCCUGCAGACUGGAUACCGCAGCAUCUACGAGGAUCCGAAGAUGAGACAUUUCCUCCGCGUCGGCAAACUCCAGAGCGACAAUGUGUACAAGAAGGACUUCGCCAAGACCCUGUCCCAGUUCCACAGCUGCACAGACCAGCCUGGCCUCCUCCAAGCCAAGCGGAGCCAGCAGCUGGCCAGCGAUGUGCAGUAUAGGCAGCCCUUGCCCCAGCCCACCUGCGACCCAGAGCAGCUGAGCCUGAAGCAUGUGCAGAAGGCUCACCGGCUACAGAGUGAUGUUAAGUACAAAUCGGACUUGAACCUGACCAGAGGUGUCGGCUGGACCCCUCCUGGCUCCUACAGGGUGGAGAUGGCCCGGCGGGCGGCAGAGCUGGCCAACGCCAGGUGUCUGGCUCUCCGGGGCACUUACGGCGGGCCAGAGGCUGUGGACUCUAGUGACCACCGGCGGGAUGAUGUCAACCCUGACGCCACUGAGAUUCUGCAUGUCAAAAGGAGGAAGGCUCUAUACUGAGAGCCCCUCCCCACCCCUGAGAGUGGGGAGAGGAGUUGGAGAGACCAGCUUCCCUGGUUUCAGCUUGGGCGAGCUGUGAACAUGGACCCCCAGAUGCUACCUCCCACCCACUCUGUCAAAAAAAAAAAAAGCAUGAAAAUGAAUGGAUCAUGUUUCUACUGGGGAGCUUUGUGUGUCUGAGAUAGAGGCAUAAAGAUGUACAGACAGCUCCCAUUGGGGCUGGA
Molecule: messenger RNA, 5560 nt
Organism: Echinops telfairi (small Madagascar hedgehog)
Lineage: Eukaryota; Metazoa; Chordata; Mammalia; Afrosoricida; Tenrecidae
Gene: NRAP
Product: nebulin related anchoring protein
Exons: 42
Coding region: 147-5336 (1729 amino acids)
Biological process (GO): cardiac muscle thin filament assembly
Cellular component (GO): Z disc
Molecular function (GO): actin filament binding
Source: RefSeq, a predicted model, not a curated record